This is a messenger RNA of Oryza sativa Japonica Group (Japanese rice), 729 nucleotides long. RefSeq lists its product as uncharacterized. The record is from RefSeq and is a predicted model, not a curated record. NCBI's taxonomy places the organism in Eukaryota, Viridiplantae, Streptophyta, Magnoliopsida, Poales, Poaceae.
UACGUUUUAGAGAGAGAGAGAGGGAAGGGGGAAAGGCAAGGGGAGGCGGAGAAAAACACAAGGCUCUCAAGGAGAGAGAGAAAACCCUAGCUAGCUAGGCGCCGUCGCAACCUUGCUCCCGUCCGUCCGUACGUCGGAACGCAGCUAUGGCGGCUGUGGCGCUGCGCUCUCUCGCAAGGAAGGCCAUGCCCGCCCCGGCCACCCUCCGCCGGGCGCCGCCGCCAUCGCGCUCCCUCCACCGCCACAGCCUCGAGGAUAAGCUGCGUGGCACGACAUCUCCCAAGACUACAGCUCCUACUGAUCAAGGUCGAGUCAGUUAUUUUGAAGAAAAUCCUGAGCUUUUUGCUGAAUUGGUGAAACGAGAUGCAGCUCGGAGGAUGUUCACCAGGUUGGUGCUGGCGGGUGCUGCUUCAGCGUACGCUGGUGCCCUUUUCGUUGUGUCGUCUAUGCGCGAUAGCGUGAAGGAAGAGCUUCGCAAAAACAUCUACGACUAGGAGCUCUAUCGCCAGCUGGUGGCUACAUAUUUCUGUCUCUGUGUUAUCUAUGACUCUGCCCUGCUUAUCAUGGCUUGUUUAAUGUAACAUGGCAUUUCCUACUAAUCAUCGAUGUGUAACGUACCAUCGUACUAUAGUUGCACUCUAUAAUAGUUUGUGAUGGUUGGUUGGUAGUAACGCCGUUACUUCAUGGUAUUUUUGGAUAGACUGGUGAAUAGCCAAUACGGUUUCUAUA